Molecule: messenger RNA, 723 nt
Organism: Paramisgurnus dabryanus
Lineage: Eukaryota; Metazoa; Chordata; Actinopteri; Cypriniformes; Cobitidae
Gene: ndufb5
Product: NADH:ubiquinone oxidoreductase subunit B5
Cellular component (GO): respiratory chain complex I
Source: RefSeq, a predicted model, not a curated record
CCAAUCAGGGAAGCCCGUGUUAGCUCGCUCCUCCAACAGUCAUGGUGGGCAUGAGCGUACUACGAUCUGCGGCUGCUUUUACAGCCAGAUUAAAUCCGCUAAAACGACAUCAACUAUCAACAAAUCUACUCUCCAGGACUGUUGCACGUACAGAACAAGUUGCUGUCCGCUAUGGGAGCCAUGGAAAAAGGAUGUUUAUCAUCAAACCCACUGACUUCUAUGACAGAAGAUUUCUUCACUUGCUGAAAUAUUACAUACUUCUCACUGGGAUCCCUGUUGCAGCACUCGUGACCUUUGUUAAUGUUUUUAUUGGAGAGGCCGAGCUGGCGGAAACACCUGAAGGCUAUGAACCAGAACAUUGGGAAUACUAUAAGCAUCCCAUCACUCGUUGGAUUUCCCGUACCUUUUAUGACAGCCCAGUGAAGGACUAUGAGAAAAUGAUGGCACUUAUCCAUAUUGAGACAGGGAAGGCUGAAAUGAGACAAACACAAAUUGAAGUUCGCAAACACAUGAGAGAAAAAGGAGAUGGACCCUGGUUCCACGUCAAAACGCUUGAUAAGAACCUAAUAGACCACAGCCCCAAGUCAUCCCCUGAUAACUAAGAGCAGUCAUGCACACCUGUCAAAAUAUUCAGGCAUUAUACAAUGUAUAAUGCAUUGUUAUUAAUUAAAAUAUCUUUUUCUUUUCUUUGCCUCUGGCACCAAUAAACAAAGUAAAAAUUUA